This is a messenger RNA of Maniola jurtina (meadow brown), 4402 nucleotides long. RefSeq lists its product as uncharacterized. The transcript has 7 exons. The coding region runs from base 165 to 3488 and encodes 1107 amino acids. The record is from RefSeq and is a predicted model, not a curated record. Gene Ontology annotation, cellular component: nucleus. Lineage: Eukaryota; Metazoa; Arthropoda; Insecta; Lepidoptera; Nymphalidae.
AGCAUAUUUAAUUCUGUGGCCGGUUAAUAUUUUUCUACAGGCGUUGCAAGGUAAUCGAAUUGAAAAUGUCAAAAUGGCUCUCGAAAGAGCUGUUUAUAUUGUGAUUUUAACUCUAAUAAGUAAUAUAUUUUAAGAUGAAAAGUUUCCAGUGAGCGUUUUAAAUUAUGUUACAUAACACGGGCCCUUUCGGGCCGAACGACGUGCCGGUGAAUGUAAAUCCGCAACCAAACAUGACCUCUAUGAGUGGAAGGAUGAAUAUCGGGAAUAACUUGAACAACUUGGCAAAAAUCCCGCAACAGUCGCCUCAGACGGCGAACCCGCACUUUAACUUACCGGAUUAUCCGACCUACGGGUUGAAUAUGAACGCAGGUUUGAGCCCAUUUCAAAAUUUUCACCAUGUUGGUUUUCAACAAAAUUCCAUAGCCCAAAGUUCGAUCCACGACAGCUGGCAGAAUAAUAUGUUGCCUAUGAAUUUAAAUAUGCAGAGCGAGCAUGCCAUGCUAGGCUUUGCUCAAUACGGCAAGCCUGAUGUGAGCGAACAAAGCUUCAAUAAGAGCAUGCUAAAUGUACCACAAGUGCACACAAAGGCUUUUCACAAACAAAUGGGUAUGGACGUUAACUAUCACUACAAUUUAAACCCUAGCUAUCGACCGUACGCUGACUACAACUUAGAUUUGAGUGCAAAACCCAAAACUGAUGAUGUCCGGCAUUUUCUUGAUCCGAAUAUCAGUAAAGAGCGUGCAGCGCUGAGUCCGCACUAUUCAGAACAGAUUGACUUGAGUAAUAAACAGAAAAUGCAUAAUUUCACUCGACCAUACUUAGAAACUACAACAGCAAAAUCUCUCAUCCCGCAAAAACAUGAUACUAGCAGUGUAAAUAUAAAUAAUGAACUAAGUGCGCAGCUACAGAGGUCAAAAGACAAGCAUCCAUACUUUGACAAUGCAAACAGUAUAAAAUCACAACUGAGUCUGGAUAGUAGAUAUCGGGAAAGUGAGUUAGAUUUAUCUAAGUCUCUAAAACAUAGUAACUUGAACAGUAACUACCAGAAUUUAAGUGCAGAUCAUAGAUUUUAUAAGGACCAAGAGAUACGGGCCCAGAGUAAUGAUGCCUUGUCGCGGUUCCAUCUACCAAAUAACUUAAACACCAAUUUCGCAAGUAUGACAUCAGAUCUAAGAAUGUAUAAGGAUUCAAACCAACUACCCCAGAAUUUAGAAAAGAUUCUUGGCAAGCCGCAACCUGAAAAUUUAAACACAUCUUAUCCUAGUGUCAAUUCAGAUCUCAGAUAUUAUAAGGACAGAGAAUCCAGGUCACAAAAUCUGGAAGCUAUAUUAGCUAAAACUCAAAAACCAGAAAAUUUAAAUGCUAAUUUCUCAAAACCUGAGAAUUUAAAUACCAAUUUCUCAAAACCUGAGAGUUUAAACAGUAAUUUCUCAAAACCUGAGAAUUUAAACACUAAUUUCUCAAAACCUGAAAACUUGAACACUAAUUUCUCGAGUCCUACUUCUGAACAUAGAUUUCUAAGUGAAACAAAGUCAAGACCACAAAUUGAUGAAGAUGCAUUGCCAAAAUUCCCACAAACACAUGCAGAUUUAGCAGCAAAUUCCACAAAAGUUAGUUCUGACUUGAGUGUAUAUAAGGGUGACCCACAACCUCAACGGUUGGAAAAUUCAGAUCUAAGAUAUUAUAAGGACAAAGAGGCCAGGUCACAAAAUCUAGAAGCCAUAUUGUCUAAAACUCAAAAACCUGAAAAUUCAAACACUGAUUUACCAAAACCUGAAAAUUUGAUUACCAAUUACCAAAGUGUUAACUCAGAAUUAAGAUUCUAUAAAGACCAAGAUUCUAGGCGCCGAAGUUUGGAGAAUACUGUCAAGAUGAUUGAAAAUAUACUCUCACAUUCAUCAAAUUCAAGAAAAAGUUCAUCAACCUCCUAUCCAAGCAAAUCUUCAGAUUCCGAUCAGAAUGUAGAAAAAGACAAACCUGAAAUAAAAGAUGCAGAGAAUGAUAGUUUAAAUAAAAGUGAUAUCAACAACAGUAACACAACGGGCGAAGGCGACUCCAGUAUUGAUAAUUUAUCUAAUUGUGAUAAAACUGAUGAAUCCAAUGCAAACACUAGCAAUGAAUUGGAUGAUAAUGCAAAUGAAGAUGAGGAAAUGGAUGACAAAAAUGAAAGUAAUGAUGAAAGUGAAUCUGAAUCUGAAACUGAUGAUGUUCAUAAUGAAGCUACUAACCAAAGUGAGAAACCAGCAAUUAAUACAACUGAAAUAGUAAAGGAGGAUGUAAAAUCUGAGAGUGAAGAAUCCUCAUCAGAUGAAGAUGUCAAACCAAUGGAUCUGUUAAAUGACAAUGACAUUAAAACAGAAGAUAAAUCUGACGAAGUUAUCGUGAAAGUUGAAAUUGUACCAAAUCUCGUUGAUGUGGAACAUUUGAAUCCGUUUUAUAGGGAUGUUUUUGGAAUCCAAAGUGAGGAUUUGGAAAAUCAUGAUAUUAUUGAUUCAGAGACCAGUAUUACAGUUGCCAAGGAAGUUAUCAGGAAUGGAGCAGCAAUCGAAGGAGCGUAUUUGGAAUGCCCUCACUGCAAUCUAUACUUUAAUCAUCCAAAGAGGUUCCUCAUCCAUACAAAAUGGCACUCCUUUGGGCUGACCAAUGAGAAGAGAAUGGAGUUACAGAAAGAGAAGGAACUGCGAAAGCAGAUACGGAAAGAGGCGAGAGUAAUAGAGAGGAUGAAUCUGAGUGAAGUGAGUGAUGUCACAACUCCAGGGAGAAAGUUUAACUGCAGGGAUUGUGACAAAGUGUUUCUUGCCAAAGCCAGUUUGAAGAACCAUCGGCAGAGAUAUCACCCAACACGCAUCCGCGAUUGCAAAAUCUGUGGCAAGACCAUGCUGGGUUGGAUGGCAUUACGUGCACACAUGACGACUCAUACGUGCGAGUCUGGCUACCAGUGCGACAGCUGUCCUAAGCGAUUCAAGCACCCGCACUCGCUGGCCAAGCACCGCGACACGCAUCUAGAGAAAACACACGCGUGUCCGCAAUGCCCCAAAAAGUUCGGCUCGGUGAUGCUGCUCAACGUGCACUCGAAAACACACGAGCGCGCAUUGCGCGGGGCCACGUUCCGCUGUACGUACUGCGGGAAAGGGUUCUUCGAGUCGUACAGCUUACAGGUGCACGAGAGAACGCACCGCAACGAGCGGCCGUACCUGUGCGAGAUAUGCAACACAAGCUUCGGCACCAACUCCAGCCUGAAGAGACAUUUGAAAGUCUCGCACAGUACGUCAAAGCCGUUCGAGUGCUCGACGUGCCACCGCUCGUUCAUCUCGGAGGCGAUCCGCGACCGCCACGCGAUGCGUAACCAUGGCAACCCGGAGGACUUCAAGUUCGUCUGCAAACAGUGCCCGUGCAAGUACUUGAAGCUCAAAGACCUGAGGAAACACAUGUACAAAGUACACCCCAAAGGCAAGAGGAAGAAAAAGGGGCAGUCCGAUUCCGAAUAAACCGUUUUAAAAUCGUGUUUUGCGCAUCAAUAUUUUUUAUUAAUCGAUUUUAAUGAGCGAUUUAGUGAAUCGAUUUUGAAUAAUCGAUUAUUGGGAAUCGAUUUUCAAUAGUCCAUUUGUAAAUAAUUGUAACCAUGGCAACCCGAAGGACUUGGAAUUUGUGCCCCUACAAGAUGCAAAUCAAAGACUAGGAAACAACAUGUACAAAGUAACUACACCACAAAGGUUUGCUCUCGAUUUUGUUGGUCGCUUUUUUAAUAAUAAUUGUUAAAAAUCGAUUUCUAUAAUAAAUAAUCGACCUAUAACAAUCUGGAGCACUUCUGUAUGCAGAUUGCAAAACUUGAGGAAACUCAUUUACAAAAUACACUCCGAGAGCUAGUGGAAGAAAAAGGGGCAAUAUAAAAUCGAUUCUUUUGUUUCAAUUUUUUAUUACUUAAUCGAUUGAAUUAAUUGACUUUUUUAUUAAUUUAAUUGAUUUAGUAAGUCGAUUUUUAACCAACCGAUUUUGUAAUACCUGAUUGUUAUAUUGUUAUUGAAUCGAUUUUUGUGAAUCAGUUAUUGGAUGAUCGAUUUGCUAUCGCAUCGGUUUUAUAAUGUUGGUUUGGUUUAUUUCCAUAGUAUAUUCUUUUCGUUAGAUUAUUCUGUUUUUAUGCAAGCCGAUUUUAUAGGUAAAGCGUGUAAUCGAUUAUCGAAAAUCGAUGGUAAUAGGCUACACACAAGUAUUGAAAGUCAAAAUUAAAAAGUUAGUUCCCGAAUUUUUAAAUAACAAAAUUAAGUAAGGGUUUAAAUAGUAAUUAAUUAGUGAAAAAGAUAUAAAAUAUAAAAUAAUGUAAGUUGAAUAUUCCAACAAUUUUUUUUGAUCUUGCUAGAAUAAAACGCCUAUUAUCAAAUUUUCUAGGUGUUAGGUAAAUAUU